AUGACCGAAAAGCUUGCUGCAAAGCCUCUUGUUGCGUUCUUCGGGGGUUUGAAUGAAAAUUUACCAGAAUUUGAACAGUUUACGAAAACGUUUGAUGUGGUAUUCUAUGAGUUAGUCUCUAGAGAACAGUUUGUGUCAGAUCUCAAGACUAAAUUACAAAAUGUUGAAGCAAUUUACGGUGCAUGGGCUCCAUUCGGGAAAAUCGGAAAUCUGGACAAAGAGCUGGUGGCCAAGCUGCCCUCGUCGUUGAAAUUGAUUACUGUUUGUUCCGCAGGGUAUGGUGGAAUAGAUCUGGAUGCUUUACGUGAGAGAGGAAUCAAAUUUUGCAACUCUCCGACGUAUGGUGCUUCUGCAGUGGCAGAAACUGUCUUAUAUCAUGUCUUGAAUGGGUUUCGAAAAUUUGGCUUGUUUGAAGCGACGCUUCGCCAAAAUCCACAUACAAUCGAGGCCCGUUCACUACUGGGCAAUGUAAAGACUUUCGACGCUGAUCGCGGAGUAUAUGUCCUUGACCAUAGCAACAAGUCAAAGUACUGUUUCGGACAUCAUGUGGGGACAAUUGAGGUCCACUCGCCCGUUGGGAAGACUGCUACCAUCAUAGGUUUCGGGGCUAUUGGUAAAGAAGUGGGAAAAAGACUUUCCAGCCUAGGUAUGCAAAUCAUUUAUAUCAAAAGAAACAAGCUUUCCUCAGAAGAGGAGGCUCAAUUGGGUUACAAAGUGCGCUACGCAGCCAGGAUCCAUGAUGUGGCAGCCGAAUCAGAUUGUAUAGUUCUUUGCCUUCCUGCCACUCCACAAUCGGUCAACAUGAUCAAUAAAGAUGUCAUUCAGUUGAUGAAGAAAGGUGUGGUUCUUGUCAAUGUUGGCCGUGGGUCCCUCAUCAAUGACAAAGAUAUGAUACAAGGAUUGAAGGAUGGGAAGAUAGGAUUUGUGGGUUUGGACGUGUUCCCCGAAGAGCCAUUGGUUCACCAUUGUGAAAGACAAGAUAUGUCCUUGACUCCUCAUGUGGGGUCGGCAACAAGUGAAAAUUUCGAUCAGACAGCCAUAUUCUGCUUGAAUAAUAUCAAACAGUACCUGCUCCAUGGUAAAAUAGAAAAUGUGCAAAACUAA
This is a messenger RNA of Ogataea haglerorum, 1104 nucleotides long. RefSeq lists its product as uncharacterized. The record is from RefSeq and is a predicted model, not a curated record. Bases 1 to 1104 code for a protein of 367 amino acids. Gene Ontology annotation, cellular component: cytosol. Lineage: Eukaryota; Fungi; Ascomycota; Pichiomycetes; Pichiales; Pichiaceae. The transcript has a single exon. Gene Ontology annotation, molecular function: hydroxypyruvate reductase [NAD(P)H] activity; glyoxylate reductase (NADPH) activity; NAD binding.